UGUAAAGCAGCGUAUCAGAGCCUCCUCAUCGCAGACCAGCACUGUCGGACCAGGAAGUACCUGCUGUGUUUGGCGAGCGGCGUCCCGUGUGUGUCUCACAUCUGGGUGAGAGACUGCUGCAAAGAGAACAAGCUGCUCAACUACAGGAACUACCUGCUGCCCGCCGGCGUCGGGCCCGACGACGCCAUCGUCGAGUGGCAUCCACGAUGUAGCCCGUUCAAGUCUCUGCGGGUCCUCCUGGUGUUCGAGAAGCCGGUGGAGCUCUGGGCUCAGCUGCUCACCAUGGGUGGCGGUUCUACGGUCAGACAGUUCCAGGCAGAGAAGGACAGCUCAGACAUUCCUGCUGGCAAGUACGACGUUGUGGUGACGGACCGCGCCUGUCCGCCAUCGGUGGAGAAAAACAUGACAUCGCAGGAAGUUCCGCUGGUGUCUCCUGAGUGGAUCAUCCAGAGCGUGAUCCGCGGGGAGCGCCUGGGUUUCCACGGCAAGCCUCAGUAUCACCACGACUACGCCUCCUCAUAAUCCGACCAUCCUAAAUGUUCAACAUAAGUUGUCUUGCAUGCCUCUGUAUAUAACUUUAUCCUGUCUGUUUUUAUGGGAUAAUAAAUUGUGACUCUUGUUUCAUUUUAA
Messenger RNA from Plectropomus leopardus (leopard coralgrouper), 630 nucleotides. NCBI's taxonomy places the organism in Eukaryota, Metazoa, Chordata, Actinopteri, Perciformes, Serranidae. The record is from RefSeq and is a predicted model, not a curated record.